This is a messenger RNA of Ailuropoda melanoleuca (giant panda), 2405 nucleotides long. Its product is annotated as zinc finger protein OZF-like. Gene Ontology annotation, molecular function: DNA-binding transcription factor activity; RNA polymerase II cis-regulatory region sequence-specific DNA binding. The record is from RefSeq and is a predicted model, not a curated record. NCBI's taxonomy places the organism in Eukaryota, Metazoa, Chordata, Mammalia, Carnivora, Ursidae. Gene Ontology annotation, biological process: regulation of transcription by RNA polymerase II. The transcript has 3 exons. Bases 574 to 2265 code for a protein of 563 amino acids.
GGGACGUGAUGCUGGAGAACUAUGGACACCUCUUGUUCUUGGGUCUCAUUGUGUCGAAGCCUGAUUUGGUCUCCUUUUUGGAGCAGACGAAGGAGCUGUGGGAUGUGAAGAGAUGGAAGACAAUAGUCUUUGAUCCAGUGGUAACUUCACAUGGCGCCCUGAGCUUCCUGCCAGAGCCGUGCAAAGAAGCCUCGUUUCAAAAUAUGUCAGUCGGUCAUUAUAAACAUAGUGUCCUUGAGAAGUUACACUUAAUGAUAGACCGUGAUCAUGAUUGUAAAGGAUAUGUCCAAAUUGAGACUGCCGCCCAUAAUAAGACUCUCAAUGCCCAAGAUGGCGAGGGAUAUAAAACAGUUUGUAAAACCCUCCGUUUUAACUCCACUCUUUCUGCAAAGCAGGGUGUUUCUGUAAGCAAUAGCUCCAAUCAGCUCUUCAAGCGUACAUGUACAUGGAAAGAGAAUGUGGAAAAUCUGGAAAGUUACCUAGUCCAUGCUGAAAAUAAUGAUUUGAACAGUGUUGAAAAGAGGAUUGCAUUGACCUUUCAGUCAAAUAUUUCUACACUUCAGAGAUGUAAAAAUGAAGAAACAACUGCUAAGUGGGGUCCACUUGAGAACCCUCACCGAGGAGUCACCCCUACAAACUUACCCGGGCAUUUUCAGUGGAGACAGAAUUGCUCAAGGCAGUGAAUGUGAGAAAAAACUUCAUCAAGGCUCGAAUGUUAAGAAACAUCUGAGGACUCAUUUUCAAGAGAACCAUUUUGAACGUAUUGAAUGUGGGGAAGUCGUUGAUCAAAGAUCCAACUUUAUAUAUAAUACUGUGCGUAUAAGAGAGAAUCCUCAUAAAGGUAACGAAUGUGAAAAAGAUUUUAACCAGUCCUCCAGUGUGGGUGAUCAUCAGAGAAUUCAUGUGGGAACAAACCCAUACGGAUAUCGUAAGCCUGGGAACAUGUCUAGUGAGUCAUCAAGAAUACGUAUACGUAAGACAGUCUGUAGUGGAGAGAAUCCGUAUAAAUGUAAGGAGUGUGGCAAAGUCUUUAGCAAUCUAUCAGGCCUUAUCCGACAUCACAGAAUUCAUACUGGAGAGAGACCUUACGAAUGUAAACAAUGCGGCAGAGCCUUUAAGCAGAAAUCAGACCUUAACAACCAUGAGAGAAUUCAUACUGGAGAGAAACCUUACAAAUGUAAAGAAUGUGGCAAAGCCUUUAAGCAGAAAUCAAACCUUAUCAUCCAUGAGAGGAUUCAUACUGGAGAGAAACCUUACAAAUGUAAAGAAUGUGGCAAAGCUUUCAACAAUCUAGGAAGCCUUACACAACAUCACAGAAUUCAUACUGGUGAGAAACCUUACAAAUGUAAAGAAUGUGGCAAGGCCUUUAUGCAUAAAUCAAGCCUUACUAAACAUCACAGAGUUCAUACUGCAGAGAAACCUUACAAAUGUAAAGAAUGUCGCAAAGCCUUUACCCAUCCAUCAAGCCUUAUUGGACAUCACAGAAUUCAUACUGGAGAGAAACCUUACAAAUGCACAGAUUGUGGCAAGGCCUUUAUCUUUAAAUCAGCCCUUAGUCAACAUCACAGAAUUCAUACUGGAGAGACACCUUACAAAUGUAAAGAAUGUGGCAAGGCCUUUAAGCAGAAAUCAAACCUUAACAGGCAUGAGAGAAUUCAUACUGGAGAAACACCUUACAAAUGUAAAGAAUGUUGCAAGGCCUUUAAGGAGAAAUCAACCCUUAGAAACCAUGAGAGAAUUCAUACUGGAGAGAAACCUUACAAAUGUAAGGAAUGUGGCAAGGUUUUUAGGGUUAAAUCAGUCCUUACUGAGCAUCACAAAAUUCAUAUUGGAGAGAAAUUGUACAAAUGUAAAGAAUGUGGCAAGGCCUUUAUCCUUAAAUCAGUCAUUAGACAACAUCGCCGAAUUCAUACUGGAGAGAAACCUUACAAAUGUAAAGACUGUGGCAGGGCCUUUUUCCUUAAAUCAGCCCUUAUUCAACAUCACAGAAUUCAUACUGGAGAGAGACCUUACAAAUGUAAAGAAUGUGGCAAAGCCUUUAAGAACAAAUCAAACCUUAAUGAACAUCACAGAGUUCAUACCAGAGAGAAACCUUACAAAUGUAAAGAAUGUGGCAACGCAUUUAGUUCAUCCUCAAACCUUACUCGCCAUUACCAAAUUCAUCGUGGCGAGAAACCUUACAAAUGUAAAGAAUGCGGCAAGUCCUUUAAUCGGCGCUCAAACCUUACUCAGCAUCACAAAAUUCAUGGUGGAGAGAAACCUUAGAAUUGUGAAGAAUUUUGCAAGGCCUUUAUAUAUAAAUCAGUCCUUACUAAACAUCACAGAAUUUAUACUGGAGAGAGAUUUCACAAAUGUAAAGAAUGUGGCAAAGCCUUUAAGCGGAAAUCAAACCUUAAUGAACAUCA